Messenger RNA from Anopheles maculipalpis, 690 nucleotides. Its product is annotated as putative gustatory receptor 59f. The record is from RefSeq and is a predicted model, not a curated record. The transcript is spliced from 4 exons. Bases 1 to 690 code for a protein of 229 amino acids. Gene Ontology annotation, biological process: sensory perception of taste. Lineage: Eukaryota; Metazoa; Arthropoda; Insecta; Diptera; Culicidae. Gene Ontology annotation, cellular component: membrane.
AUGUUCAGCAUGGGAUUGUUGUUCGAUUAUCUGCAUUUUGGAAGUUUUUAUGGCACUCUGUUCUCGCUGGGGGCCUAUCUGUUGCCGAACAUGUUUGCGAUUAUGUCUCUUGCCCAAUACUAUGCUGGUGCUGUACUGAUAUACAAGUUGCAGAAGAAAAUUAACCUAAUGCUUGGUUCGGGUAAUGUAAACCUAGAACAGACGAAGCAUCUUUACCUUCAGCUUGAUGAUUGUGUUCGACUCAUCACCCGUUCAUACGCACUGCUGAUAGUAACUAAUGUUUUCGGCAGUAUAAAUGUAACUAGUUUACAGCUGCUGGAAAUCUACCAGUACGUGCAGGCAAAUGAUUCGAAUAUUAUCUAUAUGGCUUACAACGUUCUUUGGAUUUUGCUACAAUUAUGCAUGCUGUUGAUGGUGCUGUGUCCUAGCGAAAGGAUCAAGCAGGAGAACGAGUCUUCGGUGUUGGUAGAAGAUCAGCAAUUGACUCGCCUCAGAAUGCUAACGCUGGGCCAGAAGAAGAUCGUACCUACAGCUUGUGGGAUUCUCAAGCUAGAACUAUCUUCACUAUCCUCGAUCUUUGUCGCACUGCUCUCGUUCAUGAUCAUACUGAUACAGUUCGAUUCCGCCAAGCUUAACAAACACAACGGAGCAGUUACGGCGCUGGACAGUAUCUAUAACUCCAAAGGUUGA